AUGUUGCGUUUGGAGAACGGCACUGUGACCGUGGAGUUCCUUCUUGUGGGGUUUAGCGACCACCCAGAACUUCAGCACCUGCUCUUUGCUGUGUUCCUUUCCAUUUACUCUGUCACUCUGAUGGGGAAUCUUGGCAUGAUUUUAUUAAUCACAGUCAGCUCCCCUUUGCACACCCCCAUGUACUUUUUCCUCUGCAUGCUCUCCUUCGUGGAUGCAUGCUACUCUUCUGUCAUUGCCCCCAAAUUACUUGUGAACUUGAUUUCUGAUAAGAAGACCAUUUCUUACCAUGGCUGUGCUGCACAGUUAUACUUUUUCUGCUUUUUGGUUGACACUGAAUCUUUCCUCUUGGCUGCCAUGGCUUAUGACAGAUACGUAGCAAUCUGUAAACCCCUGCUUUACACUGUUACUAUGUCCAAGAGAGUUUGUAGCCAGCUUGCACUUGGAGCAUUUUUGGGGGGCGCUAUGAGCUCAAUUAUUCACACCACUAAUACUUUCCUUUUAGCCUUCUGCUCCAAGGAAAUUAACCAUUUCUUUUGUGAUAUCUCUCCUCUCUUCUUUCUGUCCUGCACUGAAACAUAUGCACAUGACAUCAUUCUGGUGGUGUUUGCUAGUUUGGUGGAAGCUAUUUGUCUUCUAACAGUUCUCCUGUCUUAUGUCUGUAUUAUAGCAGCUAUCCUUAGGACAGGUUCAGCAGAAGGAAGAAGGAAAGGGUUCUCCACCUGUGCUUCACACCUGACAGUGGUCACUAUUUACCACGGCACUCUGAUUUUCAUUUAUUUGCGGCCCAGUGCAGGCCAUUCAAUGGAUAUUGACAGAGUUACCUCUGUGUUCUACACAUUGAUUAUACCCAUGCUGAACCCCCUCAUCUACAGUCUAAGGAACAGGGAUGUCAAAAGUGCCUUCAGAAAGAUAAUUAACCAAAACAGACUAUCUUAA
Molecule: messenger RNA, 936 nt
Organism: Fukomys damarensis (Damara mole-rat)
Lineage: Eukaryota; Metazoa; Chordata; Mammalia; Rodentia; Bathyergidae
Product: olfactory receptor 5I1
Exons: 1
Coding region: 1-936 (311 amino acids)
Biological process (GO): G protein-coupled receptor signaling pathway; sensory perception of smell
Cellular component (GO): membrane
Molecular function (GO): G protein-coupled receptor activity; olfactory receptor activity; odorant binding
Source: RefSeq, a predicted model, not a curated record